AUGCCCACCUUCUCCGGCCAACUCCGAAGCCACCUCAGCCCCCUCCUCCCGCCGAGGCGGCGGCGGCGGCCGCUGCAAAGCCCUCCCGGUCGCUCUGCACGAAAGCAGCGCGAACUCAAACCUCCCCUCCCGGCCCCGCUCGGCCCUCCCCCCACGCCCCUCAGACCCUUUCAAACCCCCUGGGCUCGCGGUGACUGCUCCGUGAAGAAACGCUGGCCGCGGCUGGGGCCGGGGCGGCGCGGCUGCGAGCGGGGCGGCGGCGGGGCGCCCGCCGGCUCGACCUCACCCCGCUGCUCCCGUGGCCGUGCGGAAGGGGGCCGCAGGAGGCGGCGGCGGCUUCUUUCGUGGCGGCGUUGGUGGCCAGACGGGCUGGUGCAGCGACUGCAGCCGACGCCGUUCAAAGGAACUAGAGCAACAGCAUCACGAGUUUUAAUUCGUGAUGAAUUGAAAGGAGCCCGCCACCGCCGCUACUGUUGCCGCCGCCACGACAUGAGUCAGGCUUUCUUCCUAAGCGCGUGGCGAAGCCACAUCCCCCUCACCUCACCUGGGUUCGCCCCCGGCCCGCCCAGCCCUCGCCCCCUGAGGGAUGUCCUAGUGCCAGGAGCUGCGGCGUCGACGGAAGACCAGUGGCUACUGGCGAUAAAUGGUGGCUUUUGUGUAGGGCAGUGUGGCUGCCAUGUGGUUCUCUCACCCUUUGACGGGCAGGGUGAGGCAGCGGGGCAUAUGCUGCAGCUGUUUACAGUUAACUGUCUAAACUCCUCAUGGAUAGGAUCUUCUCUAAGGAGAGAUGGUUGGAAUCCAUCCUUUUCUGGAGGGAAGUAGCACACCAGCUCUGUAAACCGACUGACCUCAACAGGUGCAGUUUAUUCUCCAUCAGCAAUGCCUUUUUGUUUAAUUGUCUAGGCUGUAACCCCAUACGAUUUGACUUAAGAGGCAAGGUGGCCUAGUGAUGAUAGAAGCACAGUGAAAUGAUAAAGAAAGCAUGACUUCUAGGGCUAGCAUAUAAAAAAGAGCCAUCUGAAAUACUAAUUUAGAAAAAACACAUUUCAUGCAUCUGAGUAUAGAUCUACAAAAGCAAUAUUAGGUAUGAUUGGAGGCAAUUUACUGAAAGUCGCUUAGUUGCUUUCUUGGGGUUUUUGUGUUUUGGUUUGGGUUUUUUGUUUUUAUUUUGAGACAAAGUCUUACUCUGUCGCCCUUAUUAGAUUGCUGUGGAGCAGGCUCACGUCACGUUAAAUUUUGGGGCUUAAGCAAUCCUCUUGCCUCAGCCUCCCAAGGCACUGCAGGCACCUGCCACAACCCUCAGCUAGUUUUUCUAUUUUUAGUAGAUACGUCUGGCUCUUGCUCAGGCUGGUCCCCAACUCCUGAGCUCAAGCAGUCCACCCGCCUGGGCCUCACAAGUGCUGGGAUUACAGGCAUAAGCAAUUGCUUUCUUCUUAUUGAGAACACAUGUAGUAAAAAUAAGAUAGAGUCAGUCAGGCUAGGGCUGGGCAAGACACAGCUGGCCUGGCUGGUUUGAGUCCUAAGUAACCUUUACCUCAUGUCUCCCGUUCUUGUUUUGUAAACUCAGCUUACAGCUAAACCUAAAAAAGUGUAUAUCUUGAGUAGGUUAGGGCACUUGAUUUAGGAGAUUAACUUUUGAAUUAGAAAUUUUGUUUUACGUCAAGGGUUAUGUCAAUUAUUGUUUUUUAUGGGUAAUGGAUUGUGAUUACUAUUGUUUAAGUGUUAAUUACUGUUGUUUGAGAUAGGGGUUAGCACAGUUCUUGCUUUUAACUUUUAUAUAUAAAACUGUGAUUUUGGAAAUGGAAGAACAGAACAUUCCUGGAGAGACUUCUCACUGUUCUCCAGAAUCACUGGCCUUCUGACAAAGUUUGGUGGACCUGUCCCUUUCUCUGCAUAUCAGCUAACAGUGACAGGCGGCUGGACCUUCCUCGUCUGGUAGCAGUAUUAUGUAGCAAAAGCUAGUUCUAAGCAUUUUUUACUACUAAGCAGGAAUAUCUUUCUCACAUAGGAAUUAAAGAAACAACAAAGCAAGCCAAAAUACUGUAGAGAGAGGUCUGUUUUUUAAUUGGUUGUUAAGGAACUAAAUGUUAAGGGUUAGACCUCUGAUUCAGGAAAUCAGACUUGCAGGUCUGCAGUCCUAUUUGAGGAGAUUCUUAAAACAAAAAAUGAUGAUAAGUAAUUUGCACAGACAAGACUUCUACUUGUCAAUUCAACAUGUUACAUUUAGUUUUCUCUGAGUGUUUUCCCUCUUUCUGUUCCUCAAGAAGUUAAGAUUUUCACCAUUUGCUUCUGUUCUUGACUAGGUGUACACACACCUUCAAUAUCUAUGCUAGGUAUAAAUUAGGCUUUCACAAAUAUGUGUUUUCAUUAAUACAUGGAAUGGUUGUGUUUUUAGGAAACUAUAGCUAUUUGUGUAUUUUACAAACAUAAUUAUUUCUUUUUUAAUCCUCAACAGCUUUUGUUGUAAGUAAUAUGCCUGGUUAAUGGCUGCCUUCCAUUGUUGAAAGGCACAUCUGACAUUCUUUUUCAACAGUUUUUGAAAGGAAAAUAGAAACUAUCCUAACUGGUUGAAACUGCAAUGAAAUGUAGAUGGACUAAAUGUUUCUUUGGAUUACAGUGUAAAAGAAAAUGCUCCUGUCCCUCAAAAUGUUGCCUUAGGUGAAAGUUCUAAAUUACCCCAAAGAGCAGCUUUACACCCCUAGGGCCAUCUAAAUACCCAAUAUGAUUGUGCUGAUAAGGUUUAAUGCUGAAGAAACACAGAAGCUUUAUUAAAGUCUUACCCAAAGUUGAGAGAAUGUAAGAAUUGAGAUAACUUAUAGAAGCAGAUACUUAUUCUAAUAACCAGCAGCAAAGGAGACUAUGGGUGGUAUUUCUUUUAAAAGACUGAAUUUUAAAUUCAGCUGAAUAAAAAAAGGGCAGGGCAACUUUUCCAGGAUAACAUAAGACAUAAGAAAAUAGUCUAUUUCAGGGUGGCGCCUGUGGCUCAGUGAGUAGGGCGCCAGCCCCAUAUACCGAGGGUGGCGGGUUCAAACCCAGCCCCAGCUGAACUGCAACCAAAAAAUAGCCGGGCGUUGUGGCAGGCGCCUGUAACCCCAGCUGCUCUGGAGGCUGAGGCAGGAGAAUCACGGAAGCCCAAGAGCUAGAGGUUGCUGUGAGUCCUGUGACGUCAUGGCACUCUACUGAAGGCAGUACAGUGAGACUCUGUCUCUACAAAAAAAAAAAAAGUCUAUUUCAAAUAUGUUUAAUUUUUGUUAUUACUUUCAAACUCCUGCUUAGGCUGCUUCCAGUCCUAAGAUAUAAAGAGUAAUUGCUAGUAGCAUAUGUAAUGAGAAUAAGAUGGAGUCAGUAAGGCUAGGGCCCACCGGACACAGCUGGUCUGGUGGGUUUAGGUCCUAUGUGACUUUCACCUCUUGUCUUCUAUCUUUGUUUUGUAAAUUUAUCUUUAACCUAAAAGUGUAUGUCUUGAGUAGGGCAAUUGUUUAGGAGAUUAAGUUUUGAAUUAGAAGUGGGAUUUUUGGGUCAUGGAUUAUGCCAAUUACUGUUUAAGAAAAAGGUUAACAUGCCUUUUGCUUUGAACUUUUAUGUAUAAAACUGUGGGGAAUGAAAAGGUACAGCAGUUUUGGACAGGCUAGUCUCACUGUUUUUCAGAAUUGCUGGCCUUCAGAUAAUAAAGCUGGCUGAACUUAAUCCCUAUCUGCAUAUUGGCUGGACAGUGACAGGCAGCUGAAGAUCUUCUUUGUCCAGUAACACUGCCAUUAGGGAAAUCUGAGUUUCAAAACUUGCCCACCACUUCUGCUUGAAUUUUAUGACCAGCUACAUGAAUACAAACACGUUUAAAAAAGGAGAAACAUCUCAACAGCCAGGUUUUCCUAUGCUGUGACCUUUUAAUAAAGUCUGGAUUUUUUUUUUACAUAAAUAUUAGACGCCCACUGCUGUGUGUAAUAAAGUCAUUAAAUUCUUUGAACCCACUUAGAGCUAAAUUUUGCCUUUUGAAAGACUGAAUUUCAGCUAUUUUCACUCUGAAGGUGUACCUCUGCAUUUCUUUUCUGUUGACUAAAAGAUUAGUGUGUACUACAGUGCUCACAUAAAUCUGCAACAUUACCAGCCUGUAUAUUUGGCCAUGUUUAGUGUUUAAUAUACUGUAAAAAUAGAAAAUUUGUUGGACAUUGUAACAUAAUUUGCCUAUAUGUGAAAACUGCAAAAUGGAUCAAUAUUUAAAGCCCAGUAAUUCUCCAAAAGUAGUGCCCUAAAGAGCAGGAAGGGCAUAUCUAUGCUUCAAAUGGCUGUGAGUGACAAAGACAGAUACUAAUGAGAAAUGUGUGCAGAAAGUAUGCCACUGUUCCACUCCAGUAGUAUUCUAGCUAACCAGUACUUCAGUCAUGCAAUAUUACCAAUUGGUAACUUGUAAAUGUCAUCUGAAAAAGUCAAAUAUUUAAAUAUUUGAGUUGUAAACAAAUGCAUUUUUACAUAUGAAGAAACUUAUGGAAGGGGGAUAUGCAGCAUGUCUGUUAAUCAAUUUGCUAUCUAGAAAAUCUUUUAAUGAGAUCGGUCACUACCAUUAAUAUCACAAAAUGCUUAUUUUGAAACUUUCAAAUUUUAAUUAAGUACAGAUUAGCUUAUAAUUGAUUAGUUUUUGUAACACUAGUUAAAAUUUGCAGUAUAUUUUGGUUCAGCUAAAUAAUUUUAUAUCCUCAAAGAUAAUGCUUAUGAAACAAAAAAGUAUUCCAGGCCAAUGAGGUGGCUCACACCUGUAACCUAGCACUCUGGGAGGAUGAGGCUGAUAGAUUGCUUGAGCUCAGGAAUUGGGAACAACUUUUCUUUAAAAAUAGCCAGGCGUGGCCCCAGCCUGUAGUCCCAACUGCUGUGGAGACUGAGGCAAGAGGAUUGCAUGAGCCCGGGAGUUUGAGGUUGCUAUGAGCUGUAACUCAACAGCACUCUACUGAGGGCAACAAAAUGACACUCUGUCUCAAAAAGUAUUCCAAAGAGGUUAAAUAUAACUUGUCCAAGAUUCGUGUGUGCCUAAAUCUGGACACACAGGUCCUCUUAAUUUCAGAUUCUAUAUCUUGAUGUUGGGAAUUUUUCCAAAAACGUCUGAACUCUAGAGAUGUGUGUUUUUCAAAAAUCUCUUGAAAUUAAUAAGUGGUCUUCCGAUGCUUUGGAAUGCCAAGGAAAAUAUCCUGUAGACACAUUAAUUACAAACAGCAUUUUUUCCUAUAUAAAGAGGAUGAAAGGCUUUCCCAUUUAAACUAAUGUAAGUGUUACAAAUUCUUCUAGUCUUUUCUGACUUACAAAUGUGUUAAUUUGGGUAAUUUUCUCACCAAAAAAAUUAUUUUGCUACAAAACAUUGAAAAAAAUAAUUUGUUAAUUUAGGAUUUUUAAGGCUAUAAUCAAAUAUCUCUCUCCAAAUCCCCUAUGAUAGCUAGUGCUUAUCAAAACCUUAAAGUGAUUUAUCUCACUUAAUCCUCACAACUGUAUAAAAGUAGGAGCAUAAACUGCCCCAUUUUACAAUUGAGGAAAAUGAGAUGCAGAGAAGUUUUGGUCUCACAGCUUGGCUAGUGGUAGGACUAAGAUGACAAUCCUGGUAGUCCAACCGCACUUCACAGCUGCCUCCAAGGCAUAUUGUUAAUUCAGGCUCUUGCCAACUCAAGCACUCAAGUUAGAUUUCUGCAGAAUACUUACAUGUGAAUUUUUCUGAUUAAACCUCUCCAAAGGCUGAGCACCGUUUUCUAGUAUGGAAAUUUCCUUUGAUCAUUCAUUUUCUCUCUCUGCUCCACUUACAUUCUAGGAGAAGAACAUCGAUAGUUUUUAGUAACUUAAAUUCAAGUUUUACAUUUCCAGUAUGUAAUACACAGACAUUUAAGAAUGUUUAUUUUAGAAACUCCACUAUGGCCACAUAGGAAUUGGACAUAAAGGAACAGAAUGAUGAUUUGAUUAAGUUGGAUGAUCAAAACAGAUGCCAAAUGCUUGGAAAAAGGUAUUAAUCACAUGUAAUUGAGAAGUGCUAUCUAUAUUGGACAAGAUAAACGUUUUCCCAUUUUAGCAAUUAGCAUUAAUUGAGCAUGAGAGCCUAUAGAAUAGAGUAAUAACCUAGUCUUUCCAACAUGUUCUGAGGACCCAUUGCAGUUCUUUUUUAAUAAAGUUCUAGAAGUAAAUGUGUGUCAUAUUUAUUUCAAUCAUGAUUCUAGUAAGACCUCUGUCCAUCCACUGUGAACAAAAAUUAGGUCAAGCAGUACAAUCAAAAGCAAUCGUUUGUUUUUUUUUUUUAAUUUUUUGAGGGGUAGGUCUCAAACUCCUGGACUCAAGCAGUCCUCCUACUUCAGCGUCCCAAAGUAACUAACAGUACAGGCACAGGGCCCACUAUGCCUGGCCUUUGUGUUUAAAGCUUAGGUUCACAAACAGAUGUAUCUCAAGGCUCAAGGAAAAAGGAAUGUUGUUCCAUUCCCUAGUAUGGAAAUUUCCUUUGGUCAUUCAUUUUUUUCUCUCUGCUCCAACUUACAUUCUAGGAGAAGAACAUUGAUAGUUAUUAGUAACUUACAUUCAAGUUUUACAUUUCCAGUUAAUUUCAUUAUAGAAGAAAAGGCAGAAAAUCAGUAGUCUUAAAGGGUAAAAUCUUUUGUGAUUGUAAUACCUUUUGAAAAAGAAUAAAAAUCUUAAAUGUAUGCAAUUCACAUUGGAGUAGGAAACACAAUACUAUAAAUACUAUGACUUUGAAAAUUUAAAUGCAACAACACGAUUUGGAUAUUGAAAGUGUUUCCGGUACCUUUCUAGAUGAACCAUAAAUUGCAGAGUCUUAGGAGAAAAAGCCCAACAAAAUUGAUUCUUUUUAUUAUAUAUACACACUUGUCAAACUCAAGAAAAAUACAUGACUGACAUAACCUCUUGCCUGAGUUAAAAGUCCAGAGACUACAAAAGUUUUCCAUCAAAAAUUGAAAUAUCCAGGUGAUUUUGUGCUCCAGUUACUUAUAGACCAGAUGACACCAUGUGAUAAUGUCAAGUUAGUGGCUUAACUUUGAUGAUUUGAAAGAAUUCUAUCUUUAUUCAAUCAUAACUGACAU
Molecule: messenger RNA, 7055 nt
Organism: Nycticebus coucang (slow loris)
Lineage: Eukaryota; Metazoa; Chordata; Mammalia; Primates; Lorisidae
Exons: 4
Coding region: 1-822 (273 amino acids)
Source: RefSeq, a predicted model, not a curated record